GCAACUUGGACAUAACGCGAAAAUCGUGUUAUGUUGUAUGAUGUUCGAGGUUCGGAAUGAUUGGCGUUGAAGAUAUUGCUCCAAAACAUGGAGUGAUUGUGGGGAAUUUAGGUUAAAUAGUAGUUGAAAUGAUUCCGCUUGGGGAAAGUGCCGGGAUUUUGCCAAGAGUCCCUACAAAUGGGAUGAUGAGCGGCGAUUUUCCAUUGACCAUAGUGAAACCGUCAUUCGUCGAUUUCCAAACUCUGCAGGUUUCUUCGCCAGUUAACAACAACUCAAGGACACAAAUAAGCAUCGUUCACACAAGGAAUCAAACAAGGGAGAGCUCUGCUUCAAGCCUGAGGAGUUUUCUAAGAGUUUGUCAAAAUAAGAAAAAAGUAGACGUAGUUGAACAGAAAUCGAAUGCUUUCGUGACAACAGCAACAAGGGCAAGAACAACAGUAAGGGUUCGUGAUGGCAACAACGCGAGAAAUCAGGAAUAUGGACAGAUUGACGAGAAAAGGGCUGCAUCUGCGAUAGAAGCAAUUUCUCUUGAGCACAAUCGUAUUAAAAAAUCAGAAUCAAGUGGAUGCCUAGAAAGCAAAUCAGACCCACUGAUAGUUGAAAAUAACAAAGAGGACUCACACACAGUUCAAGUGAAUACUAAAAAUGCAAACGCAGCGAACAAAAAACUCGCAAAAAAUAUAACAAAACGGAAGAAGGACAGAACAAAGAAACAGUCAAAGUCAGGGAAGACGAGAAAGAAAAGUAUCAAAAAGACUAAAACCUCUGUUUUUGAUCGCCUCACACUUCAAGAUGGUACAAAUCAACUAAAUUCUUCUUUCACAACAUUGUCGUCAGCUAGUAGUAGGCACAGUAGUUCCUCUGUCAUUUUCAACAAACCCAGUGGGGGCAUUUUAAACAUUAGUAAAAUACAGGCUAGCUACAUGCCUGUCCAAAGAACAAACAAAAAUGUUAUUUAUUUGCCAAAAGUGCCAACCAAAUCAAUUGCAACACAGCAAAAAGUUCCAACAAACCCUCCACGAAAGAACAUAAUUGAAAAUUCACCUUCUGUUCCAUCACCUAGGAAGGAAUUAGGGUGGAGCAUGCAGGAUGAUGGUAGGGUGACAUUUAGAAGGGUGUAUUUAUCUGAGAUGCAGUCAAAAAUGCUGGGUGGAGCACCUAGUGUGCCACCGGGGACACCUACAGAAGAACAAAUGAAAAGAGUCGAGUAUAUUCCAUCACUCUUUGAUGUCAAGAGUCAGCGUCUAGUGAAAGCAAAGCUUGAAAAAAUAGAGAUAAAAAUGAAGAUUACAGAGGAAAAACAAAAGGAAAAAGCGAUGAAAGAGGAACAAAAAAAAAUAGCAGUAUCAAUGGUCCAGCUGAGACAACGCCAGAGAGAGGAGAUCUACGCUCUUAAUAAAGUGAUGACACAGCUAGAAAAUGAAAACUUCAGGAAAUUCAUGAAGGAAAAAGAGGCAGAGGCUUUGUCAGUAUAAAAAGAUUGUUGGGAAUGCCAAAAGCAAAUGGUUGGAAAACUGGUCUUGUCAACCUAUUUGGAUUUUGGACUUGUUGAUACGAUUUUGUUAUGGCAGAAAGAUAAGAUUGCCCUGUAUCACUGUCAAUAGAGUUGGUGUUGGUAAUAAAAAAUGUAUAACAUGUA
Messenger RNA from Nematostella vectensis (starlet sea anemone), 1639 nucleotides. Its product is annotated as PH domain-containing protein DDB_G0287875. NCBI's taxonomy places the organism in Eukaryota, Metazoa, Cnidaria, Anthozoa, Actiniaria, Edwardsiidae. Gene Ontology annotation, cellular component: apical part of cell. The record is from RefSeq and is a predicted model, not a curated record. The transcript has 5 exons. The coding region runs from base 129 to 1475 and encodes 448 amino acids. Gene Ontology annotation, biological process: negative regulation of protein ubiquitination; protein secretion.